AUGAGUGAUGAAGCAAGCUUCCAAAUUAAGUCUUUAAAGCCAUUCCACAAAUGUGCAAGGAACUACAAGUUAGGGUCCAUGGUCACUUAUGCUUGGAUAGGGAGUCAUUAUACAAGAGAGUUCUUACUUAGACAAAAGAUGAGUGUUAGAAAGCUAAGAACAACUAUGUCACAGAAGUUUGGCAUUCAUGUUAGUGUUGGUCAAUGCAGGAGAGCUAAGAAAUAUGCACACCAACUAAUAGAUGGCACCCUAGUUGAACAUUAUGCAAAGUUAUGGUCGUAUGCAGAAGAGAUUAGGAGAUCAAAUCCAGGUAGCACUGUAAAGCUUGAUGUAAAUCAUAUGCCAGAUGGGAAGAACUACUUUAGUAAGUUCUAUGUUUGCUUUGAUGCAUUGAAGAAGGGGUGGAAGGAGGGAUGUAGGAAGAUAAUAGGUUUAGAUGGUUGUUUCCUUAAAGGGAUCUGUAAAGGGGAGUUAUUAUGUGAUGUUGGAAGGGAUGCAAACAAUGGGAUUUAUCCUAUUGCAUGGGUAGUAGUAUGUGUGGAGAAUAAGGAAAAUUGGAGGUGGUUUUUGGAUUUACUCAUUGAUGACUUAGGACUUAAUUUGGGCUGUGGAUACAAUGUAAUAUCUGAUCAACACAAGGGUUUGAUUGAGGAUGUGAAAGAACUCCUUCCUUAUGUAGAGCAUAGGCAGUGUGCCAAGCAUAUUAGCCAAAACCUUAGGAAAAGGUAUAGUGGUGCCCAAUAUGAAAACAUUUUCUGGAAGGCACGUAAAGCAACAGCAGAGGUAGAUUUUAAGGUUGCCAUGAAAGAGCUUGAAGUGCUAGACCCAAGUGCUCAUCAGUAUCUGAUGGAAAAUGACCCCAAAACAUGGUCAAGGGCCUACUUCCAACCAGGAAGAUGUUGUGAUGCUGUGGAGAAUGGAAUGUCAGAAGGUUUUAAUGUUGUGAUUGUUGAUGCUAGAGGAGUUGAGGAUGGUCUAAGAAAUUACCAAGUCUUACCUAGUGGACUAAAUCAUUUUGAAGUAAGAGGAACUACAGAUGCUUUUGAAGUGGAUCUUGAAGAAAGAACUUGCUCAUGCAAAAUAUGGCAACUUAAUGGAAUCGGUUGUGUCCAUUCUAUUGCAGCUAUUAGUUUUAUGAAUAGGGAUGUAGAGUCAUAUAUGGACAAAAUGUUUAGUAGUAUCACUUAUAUGAAGGCAUACAAGUUUAGGUUAGCACCUAUGAAUGGAAGUAAUUUGUGGCCUGCAACUGAUUACAUCCCACCUUUACCUCCUCUUCGUAGAGCUAUGCCUGGGAGACCUGCAACUAAAAGGAAAAAGGAUGCAAUAGAAACCCCAAACCAGUCAAGUGGAGCAGUAAAUGAUGGUGCCGAAGCAAUCAAUGAGGUGCAUGUGCAACAAGACUAUGAUGAGGUGGAACUCACUCCUUUGGAGUUUGAUACAUCAGCUAAUGGAGAACCUAGUCAGGUUCAUGUGCAAGAACAGGAGGCUAGAUAA
Molecule: messenger RNA, 1494 nt
Organism: Lactuca saligna
Lineage: Eukaryota; Viridiplantae; Streptophyta; Magnoliopsida; Asterales; Asteraceae
Source: the annotation of a GenBank genome assembly